Anopheles aquasalis is the source of this 3483-nucleotide messenger RNA. Its product is annotated as transcription factor p53. The record is from RefSeq and is a predicted model, not a curated record. NCBI's taxonomy places the organism in Eukaryota, Metazoa, Arthropoda, Insecta, Diptera, Culicidae. Gene Ontology annotation, molecular function: RNA polymerase II cis-regulatory region sequence-specific DNA binding; DNA-binding transcription factor activity, RNA polymerase II-specific. Gene Ontology annotation, cellular component: nucleus. Gene Ontology annotation, biological process: apoptotic process; regulation of transcription by RNA polymerase II.
CGGAGAGAUUUCUCUCCGGACUCGUUGCUGAAGCAGAAAGAUCACUUCCGAGAAGAUCAGGCUCCGAGAUCCUCUUCAAUUCAAAUUUAGAGCUUGAAGCAAGAACAGCAAGAUCCUCUUCGUCCUGCCUUUGUCCUGUAGCAUCAGAACUCUGUGAAUGUGCCAAAUUGUUAAAGACUCUGCAUCGUGCCAAAUGGUGAAAGUUGGAAAAAAGAGGUAACCAAAAGUGCAACAAAUAUAUGUGCCAGGUGUAGUUCGUGUGAUAAGUUGUUUGUGUGCCACGGAACAAGAUCGGAGGAUUUAAAAUGGACCUUGAACACGCUGAAAUAUUUGGAACGAUACAGCCGAGUUUGUCGUCAUCGCAAGUUGCUGAUUUUACGGAGCUGCUGCAGCGCGUGAAUACCGCUGAUCUGAUGCACGCCACUGAAAGCGCAUGGGAUGAUUCGUAUUUUGCAAAUUCCUACGUAGAAGUGGGCAAAUUAAAUAGCGAAAAGGAUUCAAUCUUUGCCGAGGCUAUGAAGCCUUUCAGCAUGCAAUCCGUUUCGAUUGAUACGUUCGGUGGAGCGAAUGAUUUCAACAUUAGCUUCAUCGAGUGUGCUUCGCCGACGCAAGCAACGUCGAACAGUUUUUAUUCUGCGAGACUCAACAAACUUUUCGUCAAGAAGCAACAUACUUUUUCCGUGAACGUUUCCUACAAGAGCGCUCCGUUUGAGGAGCUCCGGUUGCGCAUAAUGCUGAUCUGUGCGGCACCACAAGACUUACAGCGACCGAUCAGUCGUUGCCAGAAUGAUAUUUCCAAGGAUCCGGGCGCUGCAAACGAUCUUCAUCGCGAUCACAUCCUACGUUGCCUCAAUCCGUCAACGGUUUACGUGGGUACCGCCGAUGGAGUAGCAUUCCACAGCCGUCUGGCCACAAUCAUCGAGCUCCCCGGAACCGGCCAGCAGGUGGUCGAACCGGUUUCGAUGCAGUUUCUGUGCCAAAACUCUUGUCCCACCAUCGAACGUCGGUCAACGGCUCUCGUCUUCACAUUGGAGCGGCCAGACGGCACCAUCUGUGGUCGGCAGAUGCUGCCAGUCAAAAUAUGCAGCUGCCCAAAGCGUGAUAAGGAGAAGGAGGAAAUUAAGCUGGAAGGUGGUAAGCGCAAAAAAGCCAGUACCGAACCAGCUGCGGCCACGGAACCGCCCCGUAAGCUGACACGACAAUCGAGUUCCAACGAGUCAGGGGCACGAAUGAAGUUCACACAGAUGUCCGGUGUCAAUGAGAGACAGCGUGAUUCGCCAUCUACGUCUUUGGUCGGGCGUAUUAAAAAGGAAGUGGACGGUAGUGGUGCGGUAGUGCGUUCCAAUAGUAACGUAUCCAACUGUUCGAGCACAGACGGUGAUAGCACGGCUAUCAUAAUGAGCCUCAAGUUGCCAGACAUUGCCGUCGCGGUCGAUGUGGCCGAGUACGCCUUUAUGAAGGUGGCGGCUAACAUGGUCCGAUGCUCGAACGAGGAAGAAUAUAGUCGGUACGCGCGGUUCCUUACCAGCUGCCGCCGUGUCAAGAGUUCAUACUCUCAAGGAGUCCGUCAAUGAAACAACUACAUAAACCGACUGGAAGCAUUAAAACUGCCCAGUUACACACCAACAACCUUUAAAACAAAAACCAAACCACAGUUGUGAACGGAGGAGAGAGUUUGACGAGCAGCUUUGACAUGGUCUCAGCGUAACACACGGUUCGUGUGGAGCGGCAUGCGCGCGGUGGUGGCAAUGAAGGAACGGAAGGAGCUACAGAAAGCCAGCCCUACCAAAAAAGACCAAACUAAAGCUCCAACAAUUGAAGUGUGACACUACUGCUGGAGGCGGCAGGAGGAAGCAGCAGUUGUAACGACAUAACCCUGUAUCCCGGUGUCUCGUUGACGUUUCGACCCUCACUACCGGUGCCUAACUUUAGUACGCACGGCUGUUCCGCACAUUGCUGAGUGCUGGGGCCCAGGGAGAGGACUUAUGAAAACAUGUAACUACGGUUGCAUGUUCGCUUAAUGUCUCCUCUCGGCCAAUAAGCCGUGUCUGCUCAGUGACACGUGGUGAGGGCACCGAUCUGUCAAGGCAUAUAUACGCAACGGUAAAUAAGUAUCCUUCAGCCUUUGCUGCACCUCCGAAGCAUAUGCGGUUCGGCCGGAACGUUUUGUGAAUGUUGGAUUUGAGCAGUCUACACACUUUCUUAUAAUCGCCAAGCACUCAACCCUCCAAAGCAUCGAGUUACUAAAAUUGCCACUCCACACCUCACACAAUUGCCGUACAUUACGUUGAUGAAUACUGUGUUAUAGUUGGGCAUUUCGAAUCUCAAAGCAGCCUUAAAACUCUCUCCUUAUCAUGCGAAUCGUUAGCAUCAAUAUGCUAUAGAAAGAAAGAACGAAAGACACCAUUAUCGGUGCCGAUUCGAACGCUGUGUUGCAUUUAGUUAUUGCGGUUGAACGUUUUUGGAGUUUUCCUGAGGCGUCUAGAAAGGCAACCUAAACAAAAGGGCGACGAAAGGGAGGAUCUAUGUGAAUGUGCAUUUGUGGGUAACCGAUUAAAGUCCGAUCGCGUCGUUUUGUCUCACCGUCAAGCAGCAAAGCGAGUCGAUCUGAGUUUAAUGGGCCGCAAGGGGACAUCUACUUAGGCACGUCAUAUAUUGAUCUCUUCUUAAUCCUUUUGUUACGGGGUAAGUGAAUGUUGCAGCUGGUAAAAGCAAUGUUUAUUCCAUUACCUAAACGCACGUCCUUUAGAUUUGAAAUCCUUGUGUUGAAUAUCCGUUUGUUCCGUACGACAUAUGACAAUGUGUAGUGCACCUAGUUAGUAGUUUCGUUUUGUGUGAACAUGUGAUUUAGUGUUUUUUGUUUUUGUAAAUUUGACUGAAAUUUAAACGAUUUCUAAUCUUAUUCUGUUUGCGUUCAAAUCGAUUACCUAAAUACGUUGGAAGUAAUUGUAAAUGUUGGAUGAUCAGCUAGCGAUCAUUCAGUAGAAUCGUCUCAAUAUUCCCGCGCACAUCCAGCCUUGAUGUAUGCUAUUCCCGCAUUUACUGCUGGUUGAGUGUGCGUGCAUCAAAGCCACAUACAUGAUUCUUAUCAACGGCACGCCUUUGUCAAAGUGUUUCUGUAGUUAAUGUGUAACUCAAUGAGUAAUGUCGUCCUAAAUCCUAAAGUAUAAUUCAAAAUCAUAAAUUUUUAGAUUCCUAAUUUUAUGUUAAUUAAACGUAUAAUAAUUCAUUUCCUGUAAUGAAACAGAAAACUCGUUUGAAAUUAUUGGUCCGGUAGCGAAUUAUGUUAUACGUUGAAAUAUGAAUUUUCUUUAUUUUAAACAGUUAUUCAUAAUUGCUUCUCUAUCGAAUCGUUUAAAUUCUUGAAGAGGCACGUCUUGUUGUACUUGCAAUAUUUGAAUGAAUCACUGUUAUACUGCUAUUUGAUAGUCAUGCACGUACUAACAAUUAUUAAGGUGAUUCUUGGAUUUUUCUUUUCAAUAG